GCUCGCGGAAAAUCAUUUCCGGGAAGUGGAGCCUCGCUGUGUUAGCCGCACCAUGGAGGCGAAUAGUGGAGAUGAAGAGCCGGUGUCCGGGGAAGUGGUGUCAGUGGCACAUGCUCUUUCUCUCCCUGCUGAGUCUUACGGCAACGAUCCUGAUAUUGAGAUGGCAUGGGCCAUGCGAGCAAUGCAGCAUGCUGAAGUCUAUUACAAACUGAUUUCAUCAGUUGACCCACAGUUCCUGAAACUCACCAAAGUGGAUGACCAAAUCUAUUCUGAAUUUCGGAAAAAUUUUGAGAAACUCAGGAUAGAUGUAUUGGACCCAGAAGAACUCAAGUCAGCAUCAGCUAAAGAGAAGUGGAGACCAUUCUGUUUGAAAUUUGAUGGGGUUAUAGAAGACUUUAACUAUGGUACUUUGCUGCGACUGGAUUGUUCUCAAGGCUACACUGAGGAAAACACCAUCUUUGCCCCCAGGAUACAAUUUUUGGCCAUUGAAAUUGCUCGUAACCGGGAAGGACAUAACAAAGCAGUUUAUACAGGUGUUCAGGACAAAGAAGAAGACAAAGGAGACAACAGAGGAGAACAAGAGAAAACCAACAAUGGGGAAGAAGAGAAAGAAGCCAACAAAGGAAUCAACAAAAGUGGUGAAACAUCUAUGUAAGGUAGAGAGGGAAUAGCAUCCUAGAAACUGUGACUCAACUGAGUCUACACGUACCGUGAUGCUACUGGUUAAAUGUAUGUCCUUGUUCAUUUGAAGGACAUGCAGAAGGACUUUUUUUUGUAGCCUAGUAAUCAGGAACUGCUCUGGUUGUUCUCUUGUAUCAACUGGCUUAAAGACUAUGAGUGGAGUCAUAGUUGAUUGUUUCUUGGUAUAUUUUAUCUUGGUUCUCUCCAUUGGUUAAGUAAGAAAUUUUGUAAAUAAAUUACUUUUGGUUCUU
Molecule: messenger RNA, 932 nt
Organism: Pteronotus mesoamericanus
Lineage: Eukaryota; Metazoa; Chordata; Mammalia; Chiroptera; Mormoopidae
Gene: PBDC1
Product: polysaccharide biosynthesis domain containing 1
Exons: 6
Coding region: 53-655 (200 amino acids)
Cellular component (GO): cytoplasm
Source: RefSeq, a predicted model, not a curated record